AUGGACAUCAUCGCGCUCCUCGCCAUCGCCGCCAUCCCCACAGUCAUCGGCACCGGCCAGGCCAUCUCGGCCCAAAAGAGAGAAAACGAAGCACAGAAGGAGAAGGUCAAGUUCGGUAUCGGCGCCGACUUGACCAUAGAUGGCCACAUGGAGGAAGCCAGCGGCGUCUUGAUCGACGGCCAGAUGUUCCUGGAUCAUAGCAAAAGUCCCGUCAAGGGCUUCCCCUUUUCGGGUUGGUACUUCAUGUAUCCUGGCGAGGAGCAGCACAUGGGUCUCGUCUCCAUGACUUCAAACGACCCUCCCGCCAUGGGCUGGAUCUUUGUCGACGCGGACACGCGAGCCGUGCGAUUUGGCGGUAGAAAGGAUACCGUCGAUCACGUUGUUGGCCCCUGGCACUGGACGCCAAACGAGAAGUACGUCUCUCUCAGAGGAAGUGGUGACGGGUUUGCCGCAGUCAGAGCAGACGAGGAGGGCUCACGAUGGGCCGUAUACUGGGACCCUGACGGUUCACUCGCCCAGCAGACGCCUGCUGACCGUUAUGUCCCAAUAGGACUGAAGCGGCAGUUGGCACUUGGCAUAAACAGCCAGUAUGUAAGGGACUGA
Messenger RNA from Verticillium nonalfalfae, 603 nucleotides. RefSeq lists its product as uncharacterized. The coding region runs from base 1 to 603 and encodes 200 amino acids. The transcript is spliced from 2 exons. The record is from RefSeq and is a predicted model, not a curated record. Lineage: Eukaryota; Fungi; Ascomycota; Sordariomycetes; Glomerellales; Plectosphaerellaceae.